Messenger RNA from Dimorphilus gyrociliatus, 1276 nucleotides. The record is from the annotation of a GenBank genome assembly. Lineage: Eukaryota; Metazoa; Annelida; Polychaeta; Dinophilidae.
AUUCUUGGCCAAUCAUUAACAGGAAGUAAAAAUUUCCUGUAUUAACCUGUUGAAAAAUUUUCAUUCUUUUCAUCUUUACCACUAAUUAUUCGUUUAAUAUAGUAGAGAGAUAGGGCUAAAUUAAAGAUGGGAACAAAUAGAUCUCAGAGGUGUCUCGCCGAUUUGGAGAUUGCUAUGGAAAAAUUCAAGAUAGACGCUCUCGAGACAAACAGAGCAUACUUGUGUGACAAUGUAGACGUUGAUGAUCAUCUUUGCUUUCUUCGAUCUAACAGAAUUUUAGAUAAAAUGGCUUGCGAAAGAAUAAGAAGCCCAACAACUUCUAGAGAUAAAGAUGAUUCUGAUAAGGAAUUAAAUACCCAAGAUCUUAAAUUUCACAGUAUGGGAGAUAGUCCAUUAAAUAGCGAUAAGAUGAAUUUUGGCGAUGAUAUUGAAGAUCCUAUGGACGACGAUGAUGACCGUCAAGAUCUACUUUCUCAAACAAAAAAGCAGCCUUCUUUUUGGACAUUUGAAUAUUACCAGCAAUAUUUCGAUGUUGAAAGUUGGCAAGUUCUAAAUAGAAUAUUAGGUUCCAUGUUACCAAAUGUUAGAAAAAAUUAUUUACAACAUCAUAUUAGGCCAGUUCCAGAUUUGUACGGGCCUUUCUGGAUUUGUACCACUUUAGUUUUCACAACAGCGAUUGCUGGAAAUAUGGCAAACUAUAUUCAGCAAUAUGGAAAUCAUGAAUGGAAAUAUGAUUUCCACAAAGGUUAGUGACUUUUUUGAAGCGGUAGCAAACUCUCUACCCUUUUCUAGUUGUAUAUAAUCAAAUAAGUAAUUUCUGUGGUAUUUUAUUGGACAUUCUUAAGGCGAAAUAUACGUUGCAAUAUUCAAAUAAAAAGUCUUAAUAUUAGAUUUUUACUUUAAUUUAUCUUUAUAGUUCCCUUCGCUGCUGCGGCUAUAUACAGCUACUGGUGGUUAAUCCCUUGCAUAAUCUAUGGGUUUUUAUGGUGGAGAGGAAGUCAGGCUGGGUAUACUUUCCUCGAAAUAAUUUGCAUAUAUGGCUAUUCAUUAUUUAUAUACAUUCCAAUUUCGAUAUUAUGGAUAAUACAGAUAACAUGGUUACAGUGGCUUCUGGUCUUGCUUGGAAUGGUUCUGUCCGGUUCAGUUCUUGUCCUUACAUUUUAUCCCGCCGUUAAUCACGACGAUAAAAAAAUUAUGAUACUUAUUUUGGCCUUGAUUGUUAUCUUUCACGGUGCUCUAGCCGUAGGAUUUGUGUUAUACUUUUUCCACGUACCCA